Messenger RNA from Venustampulla echinocandica, 1704 nucleotides. RefSeq lists its product as uncharacterized. The transcript has a single exon. NCBI's taxonomy places the organism in Eukaryota, Fungi, Ascomycota, Leotiomycetes, Helotiales, Pleuroascaceae. The record is from RefSeq and is a predicted model, not a curated record. Bases 1 to 1704 code for a protein of 567 amino acids.
AUGAAGCCCUCUCUCUUUGUAUUAUCGCUCACGCUCGCCUCCGUCUCUGCCAUCCCCACCACCUCCUCCCAUAAUGACGACCUACUUGUUUCUCGCGCAGACCAUGGCCUUGUGGGCGAGCCCUUUGCACUCGACGACCGCGCUGUGCAGCGAGCCAUGACAUACGCCGAGGUGAAACUGGCCGUGGCCAAGGAGUUCAACACGGAGCCGGCCACCGGCAGCCUGAGCUUCAAGUGGGAUCUGAAGUCGGAGUGCACCCGGUGCAAGGGGAAGCAGGUCGAGGACGAGAAGGACAAGACCAAGUGCCGCACCUGCCCGGACAAGACCAAACCCAACCCCGACCACACGAAAUGUAUCCGUGACGACACGGGCUGCGCGGAGGACGAGGUGCCAAACGAGGACAAGAAGUGCAAGAAGUGCCCGGCAGGCCAGAAGGCCGACACGGCAGGCAAGACGUGCGUGGCGACCCGGCCGGAAAAGGAGAAGGGCAAGUGCCCCGACGGGCUGGUGCUCGACCCGGCGGAGGGCGGCCAGGACGCCAAAACCGAGAAGCCGCAAUGUAUCGCCGACGACGACAAGAGGUGUCCGGCCGGCCAGUCGGCUGCCACCCGCCGCGGCAAGGCCCCCAACGAAGCCGACUACACGCCGGACUGCGGGAUCGACGACGACCCGAACCACAUGUGCCCCGACCCGAAGACGUUCGACCACCGCGAGAUCCCGAUCAACAGCGACCGGAUCAAGCACAGCUGCCGGUCGACGCGGAAGACGCAGAACGAGAUGAAGGCCAAGUACGAGGCGCGGACGAAGACGGCCGGCAGCGACCAGGAGCGCAAGGCCAAGGCGGAGAAGCAGAAGAAGCAGCGAGCGCGCUCCGGCUGGUGCUGGGUGGCGCUCGCGAGCAUCGAGGCAUGGCCGGCCGACGAGAUCAACGCGCUGUCGCAGGACGAGGUCGACGGGCUGGUCAGCACGUGGGAUGACGCGGUCCCGACACCACCGCGCGACGGGCAGAUCCCCGACUACGUGAUCAAGUUCAGCGGCAAGGCGUACGCGGUCGUCGAAACCGAGACGGCGGGACCGUUCGGCUUCCUGGGCAAGAUCUUCGGCGCCGGCACCAACACCGCGACCGUGGUGAACGCGCUCAAGACGGGCACGCGCGGCCUCGCGUCGACCAAGGCGCUGCAGGCGGCGAAGAACUCCGCCGUGGUGCAGAAGAUCCUCAAGCACCCGGGCUACGUCGACUGCCUGGCCACCGUGGGCGCCGUGACGGCGGGAAUCACGGCGAGAGACAUGAAGAACGUCAAGUUCGACGGCAAAUGGGGCACCUACGACGUCGACUGGUCCCGGCAGCCCGACCCGUCUAUUAAGGCGCUGCCCCCCGGCACCAACGACAAGCAGAUCAGUCUGUAUAUGGCCGUCGACACGGACAGCAGUCGCGGCACCACGUAUGAAACGUACCACGAUGGGUACGUCCGCGUGCUCCGGCUGUAUUACGAGGCGUGCCAGAACAUGGGUUGGGCCUACAAGAACUCCGUUACACAUCUAAACGUGCAGGGCGGCUGCUGUACCUUUUACGACCUGGACAACUGCCAGAACAAGCUGUUUAGCAUGACCAACCGGCAGGAUGGGCAGCUGCGGGGGCCUUCGAACGAUGCGAUUAGCAGCUUCUGGUGCACGUUUGACGAGAAGUGCGCCGGGGCGCCUUAG